AUGACAUCAGAAGCACCCUCACUCAACGUUCAGAAGAUACUAGCAGAUUCGGAGACAUGGUCGGAGGCCAACGAGUCUGCACUUCUUGAACCCUUUACGCACAUCUUCUCGAUCCCAGGAAAAGAGAUCAGGAGUCAACUGAUCGAAGCAUUCAACAUCUGGCUUAGUGUCCCAGACGAGAAGCUGAAGAUCAUUUCGAAGGUCGUCAGCAUGUUGCAUACCGCAAGCUUGCUUGUAGACGACAUUGAAGACGACGCACAGUUGCGAAGAGGGGCCCCCGUCGCGCACAAGAUUUACGGGGUACCUCAAACGAUCAACUCUGCCAACUACGUAUACUUCAAGGCGUACCAGGAGCUCUUCGCUCUGCGCUCGGGAAUCGGUCAUGAUGAAGAAAUGACGCGGAGCAAACCUGAACACCGGCUGGUACCUUUUCAGGAGCUCGAUCGCAUUGUCACGGCUGAACUGAUGUCUCUUCACCGCGGGCAGGGGCUUGAGCUGCUCUGGCGCGAUUCAUUACAAUGUCCGUCAGAGGAGGAGUACGUGUCUAUGGUCAACAACAAGACCGGUGGUCUACUACGUGUUGCUGUCAAGCUCAUGAUGGCUUGCUCUACCACAAACCUCGAGGUCGAUUAUGUUCCUCUCGUGAAUCUGAUCGGCGUACAUUUCCAGAUCAGGGAUGACUACAUGAACUUGCAAAGUACACAGUACUCAGAUAACAAAGGUUUUGCGGAAGACCUUUCGGAGGGUAAAUUCUCCUUCCCCGUUGUUCAUGGUGUCCGUGCGGACACAUCCAACCGACAAAUACUCAAUGUACUACAGAAGCGACCAACCACCCCCACCCUCAAGAAGUACACAAUCGCGUACCUGCGCGACCACACCAAGUCGUUCGACUACACCCUGAGCGUCAUGGACAACCUCGAGAAACAAAUACGGGCCGAGAUUCUGCGACUGGGAGGAAACGCGAGGUUGGAGAAGAUCAUAGACAUACUCCAUGUCACGAAACCUACGUAA
Messenger RNA from Epithele typhae, 1011 nucleotides. RefSeq names its product terpenoid synthase. The transcript has 9 exons. Gene Ontology annotation, molecular function: prenyltransferase activity. The record is from RefSeq and is a predicted model, not a curated record. The coding region runs from base 1 to 1011 and encodes 336 amino acids. Lineage: Eukaryota; Fungi; Basidiomycota; Agaricomycetes; Polyporales; Epitheliaceae. Gene Ontology annotation, biological process: isoprenoid biosynthetic process.